UGUUGUCAAGUGAGCUUGUGGUUGGACGAGCUGAAAGGAAGCUGUUCGGCUAAGAAGGAAGCACGUUAGUUAUGCCAAUGUGAACGAAUCAUGGAUACAUUUAUCUGAUUUUUCUUAAAGUUUAUAGUUGUCUUGUAGUUACACGUUUAGGAGGUAUGGCUUGUUUCUUUCGAAGAAGUAUUGCAGCGAAGUUAAGUAGGACGCUGCAGCAACCUGAGGAUGUCUUUAUACCAGCCCUGUCAACAGUUCGAGUAUUUAAGAAAGAACAAACUGCAGACUUCAAACUGUCAGUUGGCACAUUACGGAGCAAUGGGAUUUUACCACCCAGUGGAGACAUUCAGCUGCAGGCACAAGACUUGGCCUCUCGGUUGAAGCCAGACAGUGUGGUGGAAGACAUCUCUGCUGACUGUGGAUUGAUCACUUUUAAAGUUAAUCGCAAGCUGCUUGUCCAGAAAUUGUUGGAGCCAUUUGAAAAGGGGAAGGGUGAGAAAUUUGGGUUGAAUAGUGAACUUUUUGAUACUUUCAAGAGAGGGACAACAUUGGUGGAGUACAGCUCUCCAAAUAUUGCCAAAAAAUUCCAUGCUGGACACUUGCGGUCUACAAUUAUUGGUAAUUUCAUUGCUAACCUAAAGCAGUCUCUUGGAAAUCGUGUUAUUCGGAUGAACUAUCUCGGAGACUGGGGUAUGCAGUUUGGUUUGCUAGGUGCUGGGUUUGGCCAGUUUGGAUGUCAGGAGAAACUGAAACAGAAUCCCUUACAGCAUUUGUUUGAGGUUUAUGUUCAAGUGAACAAGGAAGCAGAGCACAAUGAGGAUACGAAGCAGGCAGCCAGAGAUUUCUUUAGACAGCUGGAGCGCCGUGAGAGCCAGGCUGUGUCAUUAUGGCAACAGUUCAGAGAGAUCACAGUGGACGAGUAUCGUCGUGUUUACAAGCGGCUAGGGGUCCACUUCGAUAUUUACUCUGGGGAGUCCUUUCACCAGGAUCAAGCCCAGGAGGUGGUGCAGCAGCUGCAGAGCCAAGGCCUGUUGAAAACCUCUGACAGGGGGACUGGUGUAGUGGAUGUCUCCGCUGAUGGAGACAUGAGCAGCGUAUGCACUGUGCUCCGCAGCGAUGGCACAACUCUGUACAUCACCAGGGAUAUCGCUGCAGCUAUUGACCGAAAGGAGAAGUACAAUUUUGAUGAGAUGAUUUAUGUGACAGAUAAAAGUCAAGCAAAUCACUUCUAUCAGUUGUUCCAGAUCCUGCUCGCUAUGGGACAUUCUUGGGCUGACAGGUGUCAGCACGUGCCCUUUGGCCUGGUGCAGGGUAUGAAGACCCGGACCGGUGAGGUGGUGUUUCUGGAGGACGUGCUAGACGAAGCUCGGGCCAGCGUGCUCCACAACAUGAGCCAAUCAAAAACAACAAAGGAAAUGGACGACCCAGGGGGCACCGCAGAGAAAGUGGGAAUUAGUGCACUAUUAGUCCAGGAUUUCAAAGGUCCCCUGCGGUCAGACUACAAGUUUGACUGGGACAGGAUGCUGCAGGCUCAGGGUGACACGGGCGUCUUCCUCCAGUACACACAUGCCCGACUGUGCAGUUUAAUUCAAAGGAAUGAAGGUGUGGAAGCAGCUACAUUUGACCCAUCCCUGCUAAUUGAGCAGACCAGUAUUGCCACCCUGCAGCACCUCCUUCGCUACGAUGAGGCGUUGUACCACUCCGCCCAGGAUCUGCAGCCGAAACAUCUAGUCAACUUUUUAUUGAAACUGUGCCACUUGAUUGCAAUAGCACACAGAGAGCUGCCAGUUAAAGGAAGUCCUCAGGAUGUUGCACAGGCAAGGUUACGACUGUUCAGCGGAGCCUGCUCAGUCCUGGCCAACGGGAUGAGGAUCCUCGGCAUCACGCCGGUUGAUAAAAUGUGAAACUUGGCAAAGUAUAUUUUUAUCAAGCUUUAAAGUUCAUGCACCACUGCAGAUGCUGUCUACAGUAACAAUGGAGGAUUAAACAAGUUUUAAUAAAAUUACUUUCAAAAACAAUGUGACAAGACAAGAAUUACUGAACAUUUUAAAAAAUACUUCAUUGGAAGGAGUUAAUACUGUGUACAAUGGGGAGGGGGCAUCAAAAUAAGAGUAACAAGUCUUCUUACUAGCUAUCGCUGCUUCACCCCCAUCAGCUUUCAACAAACGUUUCUUCAAUUUAUCUAGAGCUCAUAAUUCUGGCACCAGUGCCAUGUGGGUGGUACUAGGCUGGAUUGAAAGAGGAGUUCUAUGUUAAAGUGGCACAAAAGCUCCCAUCCGUGAGAUGACCUGAACAGUGUCAACCCACCUGAGAGAUCAUAAAAAAAAA
Messenger RNA from Monopterus albus (swamp eel), 2319 nucleotides. RefSeq names its product arginyl-tRNA synthetase 2, mitochondrial (gene rars2). The coding region runs from base 156 to 1895 and encodes 579 amino acids. Gene Ontology annotation, molecular function: arginine-tRNA ligase activity; ATP binding. Gene Ontology annotation, biological process: mitochondrial translation; arginyl-tRNA aminoacylation. Gene Ontology annotation, cellular component: cytoplasm; mitochondrion. NCBI's taxonomy places the organism in Eukaryota, Metazoa, Chordata, Actinopteri, Synbranchiformes, Synbranchidae. The transcript is spliced from 20 exons. The record is from RefSeq and is a predicted model, not a curated record.